Nelumbo nucifera (sacred lotus) is the source of this 1163-nucleotide messenger RNA. Its product is annotated as cyclin-U2-1-like. Gene Ontology annotation, molecular function: protein kinase binding. NCBI's taxonomy places the organism in Eukaryota, Viridiplantae, Streptophyta, Magnoliopsida, Proteales, Nelumbonaceae. The record is from RefSeq and is a predicted model, not a curated record. Gene Ontology annotation, biological process: regulation of cyclin-dependent protein serine/threonine kinase activity.
CGUCCAUGACUAGUGAUUGGUAAAUGAAGGAAGAAGGAAGUGCAGGGAAAGAGUUUAGGAAAUCCCGAGUUCCACUUGAUUGUCACCCCUCCUUCCAGCCACCUUCCAAUUGGCCGAAUACAGACCCAACAUUCGCUUUCUUUAUUCACGUCACAACUAAGUCUACUCUUUCCCUACCCACCCGCUUCUUAUUCUAUAAAUCCUUCACAUCACAACUAAGUCUACUCCCCUACCAGCUUGUUUCUUUUAUAGAUCCUUCCCUCAGUACCCAACACUCCCCUAAACUUUCUCUCUCUCUCUCUCUCUCUGUGUGUGUGUGAAUUCAGUUCUUCUCAGGAAUAAUCAAGGAUACACCAAAUUAACCAAUAUAAUGGAUUCAUCUUCAACCUCAAUUUCCCCAGCUAAGCUUCGAUCUGAUCUCUAUUCCUUCGCAUACCAAGACGAGUCCAACAGCCCACUGGUGAUUUCGGUUCUUGCUUCCCUCAUGGAUAGAACCAUGACGAGAAACGAAAGAAUUACAGGAAAAUGUAACUGGGUGUUGUCCAAAGAUUCCAGAAUCCGUGUUUUCGAUUGCCAUCAGGUACCAGACAUGACAGUUCAGUCUUUUCUCGAGAGAAUCUUCCGCUACACUCGCGUUGGACCGCCGGUUUAUGUCGUCGCAUAUGUUUACAUCGAUAGACUGUGCCAAAUGCAUCCCCAGUUUCGAAUCACACCCAGCAAUGUACACAGGCUUCUCAUUACAACCAUCAUGGUGGCUUCUAAAUUCAUCGAGGACAUGAACUACAGGAACUCUUACUUCGCAAAAGUUGGAGGACUGACGACCAGAGAGAUGAACAAAUUAGAGAUGGAUUUUCUCUUCUUGAUGGGUUUUAAGCUGCACGUAAACGUGAGUGUGUUCGAGAGCUACUGUUGUCAUCUGGAGAGAGAAGUGAGCAUAGGAGGAGGAUACCACAUAGAGAGGACUCUGAGGCUUAUGUGUUGUGGUGAAAUCAAGGCCAAGCAUAGAGAGGAAGAUGGCUUCAACAAUCAGCUUGGCCGUGUUAUCGGAUGUGGUUCACAUUAAUUCAUUUGAACGCGCUUGUGUCCUAACAUUAUACGUUCUCUGUAUAUAGACUAAUUAUUAAGAGUUGUUGGUGUAUGAACUUCAUUGGAAGUUCAUGUGC